ACAACAUGUAGGAAACGGUGCCAUGCAUGUGGUCAAUCACACAGAGAAUUAGAAGCUCCUACAUGACUAAUGACAAAAAUAUGCUUCCUAAGGAAAACCUGGCAGAGAUGGGGGAAGGACAGUUAGCUAAAGUCGAAGAAAUGGAUAUCAAGGAAUUGAUGCAACAUGGCUGUGACACCAAGACCUCCGUGCGUCUCCAGGAUUGGUUUUAUGACCCUGACGAGGAGUAUGCUAAAAGAAUCUCUCUACCACCUAUUAAAUAUAUAAUGUCCACACAUCCCAACUGUGAUCUUAAUUGGAAACCCACAGCAAGAUGGCUACCUUCCCCUCGUUAUUCUGAUGCUCCAUUUCCUCAUAUCAAGGACUGUAAAUUCCCUGAAAGCAUCAAGCUUCUGCGUUCAUAUCCAAGAAGCAAGUCAGGCAUUCAUCCCGAAUGGACCUUUUAUCCAACUCUAGGAUUUCCUUUCACAUACCACGACGGGAAACGCUGUACCUUCCAAGGUAUCCAUUUUAGUAAUCGGGCAUCAGAAGACAGACAGAUAUUACCAGCAUGCUUGGGAAGGAAGAAAAAAGUCAUUGAUCCCAGGAACGGAAUCCCAGAGGCUAAUCCUGGUGACAAACCAUUCCACACCCCAGAAUACAGUAACGACUUCCACAAGUUUGGAUCUACAAGGCCAUUAGUGAAUUUUAAAAGUUCAUACAAGGUAAAGGCCGACACAUUUAUUCCACUGCUAAAAAUGCCCCAAACGCCUUGUGUCCCAUACAGAAUCAAGGCACAACAUCAAAUUAAGAAAGAAGAAAAGAGAGAAGUAGAAGAACUCAAUGAUUGGAAACCUUCCACCCGUUCCUUUCACUUUGAUAUACCUAGUACUGUACAGAAAACGUAAACAGAAUACAUUGUAAAGCUAAAUAUGUACACACAUUAAACAACCAGUCAAUCUUCUG
Molecule: messenger RNA, 945 nt
Organism: Pelobates fuscus (common spadefoot toad)
Lineage: Eukaryota; Metazoa; Chordata; Amphibia; Anura; Pelobatidae
Gene: SPATS1
Product: spermatogenesis associated serine rich 1
Exons: 7
Coding region: 27-887 (286 amino acids)
Source: RefSeq, a predicted model, not a curated record